UGUUGCAAAUUUGCAACACUAUGCAUUUAAGGGUUAAGGGUUGCUUUCUACUUUGAAUUCAUCUUUUGAUUUAUUUGACUUCCGCUUAUAUAACUUCCUUAAUUUGAAGCAUCGCAUGCGGAUGAUUGAAGCAUUCUUUUUUCUUUUUUAAUGUAGUUUCUUAUAUUCUGAACAAUAUUAACAGUUCUACCAUAGUUAUUGUUAUUACUAUAUAGUUCAUAUUUUUACUAUAGUUGACACUUAUAAUUUUGACUGUACAUAAAAUCCUAGCUGCUAUACACCUUUUCUCCACACUUACCACUUCUCUUUGUAACUUUAAUACUUGCCGCUGUCUCUCUUGUUCAGCUCAAUGCUGAUCGAACUUAAAAUUUUAUCAUAUAUAUUGAAAUUAAUAUCAAAAUUUUGUCACAUAUAUUCAGUUCAUAUCACAUAUACUCGUUGAAAACGCGGUUUAUAUCACAUUAUACAGCUUUAUAUAACAUGCACGCUAUGUUCUUUGCAAGUUGAACAAGCGUCCUGCCGACAAACAUACAUUCACAAGCCAGAAAAUAACAAAAUUCUGCUAAUUCCUACCGGCAACGAAAUUCUCUUAUCCCUAUGAUUCUCUUAAUUCUCUUAAGUCGGCUGAUCUGCAAGAUGUUAGCUCCAGGAUCGAAAUUCGACGCGAUAUUAUGAAAAAUUGAUACCGUCGGCAUGUUAAACUUUAAAAUUGACACUGCGGACUCAAAACUGAGAAAUCUCGAAAACGUGCUAGCCAAUCCUCAACAUCGUGUGCGGAUCGUGCAACUACUACUACUGCUGAUGAACUUGCAAUGUACGUAUUCCUUGGACUUCGAAUACGCCGUUGAGGAUUCUGGAUGUAAAUCUCAAGCAACGUGUUGAGAAGACUUGCGGAAUUUAUAAUUAAACGAUUUAACAAUUAAACGAUAGCAAAAUGACGAAAAAUUUAUUAAUUUAGAGCUAUCAAAUAUUCAAGAAAACAUUUAUUUUAUUAUAUUAUUAUAUUUCCCCUCCCCCCUCUCAUUCUCUUCAUCAUCUUUGGCUUUAAUAUGUUGUGUUUGGCAGUAGAGUGUUAUUCAUUACAAGAUCCACCGAUAAAUCCUUAUUUCUGUUCACAGAUUUAUAACAACCGCCUUAAUUUUCAUAUCAGUUUGAAUAAUUUAUGCGAUCCCGGUAUAUACAUUCGAGUUUGCAGAACGCACGUAGUUUGAAUAUUCAUUUGUGUACGGUGUGUACAUGCUUGAUCCGGCUUCGGAUUGGUGUCGUCUCGUGGAUUUGUUUCCUACUUCCUAUUUGUUUUCUUCGGCGUAUUAACGCGCAGCUGACAUCCAAUAGAAAACUUGUUUUUCAGUUCGAUUUUCAUAGAAUAGAAAUUUUCUCAUUGGAUGUCAGAUGCGUCGAGGAGAAAGUGUUCGAACGAAUGUGGUAAAUUGCAAAACUAACGUUCUUUCGUUACGAUCAUCUUAGUGUUUGUUGUUUAGUUCCUUUCACUUGUAUGCGCAGAAUUAACAAAAAAUGCUGUUAUUAUAAUUCUGAUUUUAUCGCAGUUUUUAUUUUCAUUUUCCUCACUUAAUCAGGCCUGCUCAACCCGGGGGUCGCAUUAUUUUUCAUGGCGCCGUUUCCAGAUGAUUUACACUGCUAAAUUGCAGGUGCAAUUCACUAAAAGACGCCCCGUGAGGCUUCGGAGCGUUCCUUUCUUUUUUUCUAUACACGGGAUACAUGACGUCGCAUUGUGUACGCAGGUAGCAUGCUCUUCUAGUGUUUUCUACCCUCUGGUAUGACAAUAGCACAAGUCAGCUGACGGUGCACACGGCCGCUGGCCUCGGGUUGGUUUAGUCUACGCCUCUCUGUUAACUUCCGCUCGUGGUUGCGUUCUUAGGUAUUUCACUUCCGACUUCUGUGUCCCUUUAUCUCGCUUCAUCGAUGCCGAUAAUCAUCGAUAUCUGUUGAACUUUGUUCAGUGAAUCAACGGUAUAUUACACGCGCGCUGCACUCUCUUCCCAUCGCGUCCUGCCGUUAUACACGCUCGUCUUUGUGCGUCUUGUGGCAACACCACGUGGAAACGGACGGUAUAUUAUACUCACAAUCGAACGAACUUGAAACGUGAUCGAGUGAGGUCUUCCGACAACAGUAAAUAUUAUGAUAGUGCCGUGGAGCUUACAGACUGAGUCCAUGCACUGAUUAUCUCUGUGCAGGACUAUCUUCCACGCAGACGAGCUCAGCUGCUUCUCAGACAGCCAUAUUGGUCUUAACAUCGGCGAAGAAGCAUCCGACGUCGUUGACUCGUGACACGUGCGUAUCACCCUUCAACGUGGAAAUCCACCCGCUGAAGUGAAAAAUGGAAGGACACGAUAAUGCGCGCUAUGCGGGGAGCGCGAUUAAUACGGAGAGCCAGGAUAGCGGUUCGAGUCAAAGUGAAAUACCUGUAAUACAGUUGAUACCACAGUCACGAUUGCAGUCACAAUCGCAGUCGGUAUUGCGAGCACAGUCGCUAUUGCUGUCUCGGUCGGCGCGUGUUAUCACACCCUCGUCCGCUCAGCAUUCCGCGAACGUUCAACAAGCUGAAAUCGCCCAACAAGCCGCAAACGUUCGACAGGUUACAGAUAUCCGACAAUUUGCGAAUAUUCAACAAGUUGCGAACGGCCAGCAAACUGCAAGUACUCGACCAGUCACUAACGUUCAACGAUCUGGAAAUUUUCAACAAAUUUCAGAUAUUUUGCGAGUUGCAAGAAUCCUACGUUCCGGAAAUAAUCAGUCAGCUGAAAACGUUCAACAACCAACGAGCGCUCAACAAUCGCCGCGUAUUCUGUCAGUUGCGAACGCUGAGCAAUUUAUACACGUCCGACAGUCUGCAGGUAACGGACAGUCCGCGAACGUGCGACAAUGCGCGAUCAUUGGGCCAUCCGUCCGUGCUCAACAAGUUGGACAAUUGGCAUACGUUCGACAACCCGCAGGCGUCACGAAACGUACAAGCACUCGGCAACGUCCGAUCACAGUUACAUCGCUUACAAACAUUAUACAGUCUCUGAAGGAUCAACCUCCGAGCGAGCAAUCUUCAAGCGGUCAAUCUCCAUGCGAUCAGUAUUCAAGCGAUCAAUCUUCAAACAAUCAACCUUCGAGCGGACAGUCUUCGAGCGGACAAUCUUCGAGCGGACAAUCUUCGAGCGAUCAACCUCCGAGCGAUCAAUCUCCGAGCACUCAACGAUCUGCGAGUGCUCUGCGAGCCGUAAGUGCCCGGCAAUCAACGAACGUUGUGCAAGUCGCAAAAGUUCAAAAACCUACGAGAGAUCGGGUCAUCGUGGGAAACGUGAUACCACUGUCAGGAUCACAGUUGCAGAAACUCGUGGCGGACGCGAAACUCAAGCAAGACGGUACGGGGCGUACGGGAGUGCGUUUGCACAACAAUAAACAUGUGAAAUUUAUCUACAAGCCCAAUGUUUUACAAAGCUUGACUCAACGUCCCGGGCAACCGAUGAACAUGCCUGGCAUGCAGAACAAAAUGCCAGGUAUGGGUAUGAUGCCAGCGCAAACUGGCGGUCCGAUGAGCCACAUGGGUCCCAUCCAGACCAUGCAGAACAGUCCUAUGCUAGGCCAGAUGGGCCAAAUGGGACAAGGGAGUAUUCCUCAACAAAUGAAUCAGAUGGUGCCAGGACAGAUGGGUCAGUUAGCCACUGGACAGAUACAGCAAAACAUGCAGUCGCAGAUGCAAAAUCAGUUACCAGGUCAGAUGGGCAGUCAAAUUGGAGGUCCGAUAGGUGGUAUACAGACCAGCAUGCCGCAGCAAAUGAAUCAAAUCGGCCCUGGACAGUUGCCUGGCCAGAUGCAGCAGCAAUUGAAUCACAUUCAAAGAAAACCAAAUGAAAUGAUGAAUGCUGGAUUUCCUGGCCCACGUAAUGUCACACCCAAUCAAUUCUUGAGACAGAGCCCGUCUCCUUCGGCUCCGAGUCCAGCCGGCUUGGGGGCACCAUCGAGCAAUCAGAUGGUGGCAUCUCCCGCGUUAGUGCCAUCGCCAAGCCCGCAGCAUGGCAUCAUGACGGGGCCGUCUCGUUCCGUGAAUUCCGUAGGUAUGGCACCGUCGCCAAGCAGUUCGUUGAACACCCCCGGAGGUGUAGGCGCCACACCAAGUCCUCAGCAGGAGGACCAGGCUUACAGGGACAAGGUCAGACAAUUGAGCAAGUACAUCGAGCCGUUGCGAAGAAUGAUCGCUAAGAUGAGCAGCGAAGGAAACGUCGACAAGCUCAGUAAGAUGAAGAAGCUCUUGGAGAUUCUGUCGAAUCCCAGUAAACGCAUGCCGCUGGACACACUGUUGAAGUGCGAGGUCGUUUUGGAGAAGUUGGAUUUCAAGAGGGGAGACAGUAGUGUCGGGUCGUCGGUACCGACGUUGAAGGAACACCAGAUCUUCAGUCCGCUGUUAGAAGCGGUGAGCGCGCAUCUCCAGAGCCCGGUGAUCAAUCACACGUUACAACGUACGUUCGGACCCUACCUGGGUGCUUUGUUCGCACCGGAGAUCAAGAAUUUACCGCCGCCGUUGAAGAAGCAGAAAAUCGAAGAACCACCUAGCGAGAUACCAGACGUAUUGCAAGGAGAGAUAGCCAGACUGGAUCAGCGAUUUAAAGUCAGUCUGGAUCCAGCGCAGCAGAACGGCUCGAAAUGCAUACAAUUGAUAUGCUGGCUCGACGACCGUCAUCUCCCCUGCGUCCCGCCUGUGUCCGUCACGGUUCCUGCGGAUUACCCCUUGACGCCGCCCCGUUGUGUCAUGGCGCCGCAUGAAUACGAGGCAACGACGUUCCUCUGUGCCGUACAGAAGGCUUUGAACGCCCGUAUCGCCAAACUUCCGCGUCGUUUCUCGCUCUCGCAGUUGUUGGAUACGUGGGAAAUGAGCGUGAGACAAGCCAGCGCGCCGACCCAAGUAACCGUCACUGCCAGUACAGUGCUGAUGGGUUUGUAGCGUCUCUGAGACGACAUCCC
Molecule: messenger RNA, 4968 nt
Organism: Dinoponera quadriceps
Lineage: Eukaryota; Metazoa; Arthropoda; Insecta; Hymenoptera; Formicidae
Product: mediator of RNA polymerase II transcription subunit 15-like
Exons: 9
Coding region: 2339-4948 (869 amino acids)
Source: RefSeq, a predicted model, not a curated record